Portunus trituberculatus (swimming crab) is the source of this 3000-nucleotide messenger RNA. RefSeq names its product caspase-9-like. The transcript is spliced from 8 exons. Lineage: Eukaryota; Metazoa; Arthropoda; Malacostraca; Decapoda; Portunidae. The record is from RefSeq and is a predicted model, not a curated record. Gene Ontology annotation, molecular function: cysteine-type endopeptidase activity; protein binding. Bases 1224 to 2672 code for a protein of 482 amino acids. Gene Ontology annotation, biological process: proteolysis.
CACUGUUGUCAAACACUCCUGUGCGCACUAUUUCUACAUUUCAGUCUGUGUUCAAAGUUACACUGAGUUUUUAAGGGUGUUUCUACUGUUCUAGCGAUUGAUAAACAAGAUUUCCUCACUGAUAAGAGAAACCCGGCCAAUCAUUUCUGUGGUUCUGGAAACAAGUCGUGUUGAGGAAGUUCCAAUAGGUGUCUGUCAAUACUGGCCCGAGAGUACUAUUAACAAAGGCUCAAGGUCGAGAUGGCGAUAGAGGCAUGAGUGAGGAGUGCGCAGGGGAGUGACGCGUGUAUUAAAAAACGCCUUCUCUUCUCACUACAACAAUCUUCUAAGGCCACAGAAACAAUUAGGUGGUUUCUCAAGACACUUUCUCCUUUUGAUAUACUAGAAAUCUUGCCAAUCCUUCCCCAGAACCAUAAAAAUACUCUUAUAUAUACGAGUAUCUUAAAGUGGAGCCUUUGGGAAGCAGUGAUGGUGAGAGAGCAAACUGUUUCAGAAUGAGCCUGAGCAGUAUGACCUUGGGGUGUGGCUGUAUAGGUUCCUCUCCUGUAUCAGUCUCGUCCUGAAGGCUCUGAGUGCAGGUCAACGAUUAAAGCGUUUCCCAGGUUAGUUUGUCAUUAUAAGGUGAGAUCUGUUUAUUGAUGCGAUCCCAGUCACGGUUGAGGAGUGAGGCAGUGUGGGAGUGGAAUGGUCUCGGCAGCCAUGCAUUGCUUACAGUGAAUAGGGAUCUCCACAAAACGAUCAGAUGUGACCUCCUGGGGUCGCAGGUGUAGUGGGUGAGUGAGCAGCGGGCAGCGCCGUGAUAACAUACCGCAUUGUUGACAGGUCUGCGGUAAGAUAGGACUGUAGUUCUCGGAAAAGUGACGUCACUUCAAUUAAUGCCAGACUCGCUUAUACUAACUCAUAAACACUUGCUUGCAAAAUGCUUAUCCACACCGCAACUGUGGCAGGUGUCUAUUAUUUCUACUCUCUCACUGCAUAGUGGGAAGAGAGAAACUAUUGGUGUUUACGUGAAUAAUCAGAGAUGUAGAAAAAAAAAAUAGAUAAAACCUUGUCAGCCGCUGUCCUGUUGCUGCCUUAACAGGAAGGGAAGGGAAGCAGACAAGCCAUUGUUGCUGGAGCUGUGUGAAGCGUAAGUCACGCACCACGCAGGAAGCCUGACGUCAGUGGUGGACGCUCUGCCCUUCAGGAUCCCAGUGUGACCAGCAGGACCAACGCUGCCAUCCAUGGACACAGAGAAGCUAGAUAGCUGCGCGAGGAGCGGGGACAUGGCAGAAGCCAGUCGCUUGGUGCGGCAAGGCACGCCCCUGGAAGGCCUGGUGAACAAGAGAUCGCCUCUCAUGCGGGCGGCGAUGGGCAACAGGGUGGCCAUGGUGCGCGCCCUGCUGGACAUGGGAGCUUCUGUCGACUUUAAGAACGAGGACGGCUGGACGGCGCUGCACAUCGCCGCCAAGCACGACGCGGUGGCCGUAGCGGAGGCGCUGCUGGACGCCGGGGCUGACAUCGAGGCCAGGUCCAACUCAGGCAGAACACCGCUGGCGUUGGCUUGUAACCAGAAGAAACUUUCCAUGGCAAAGAAACUGCUGGAGCGAGGGGCGGACGCCUCAACGACAGACGGCACAGGGUGGACGCUGUUGUUCCAGGCUGUCCGCAGCGGCUCACUGGAGGUGGUUAGGUGGCUGGUGGAGGAGGUGGGUGUUGACCCGCGCUGUGCCUCGGGCGGCAAGACGGCAAAACAGUUGGCGGACAGCAAAGGGCAUGCUCAUGUAUCCAGAUACUUAGAUGACGCCAUCCCAGACAUCUCCGGUUCAAGGACGGCAACAAAGGCCAGCCACAGUGUGAUGCCUGCUUCGAGGACACCAAGACUUGCCAGCAAACUGUCUGCCAAGGCUGUUAGGGCCUCUGAGUCCUUCCUGGACGAUGCCGGAGCAGUUGUAGAUCUGAAGGUGAGACUGACCCGCCACGUGGUGCCGCCUGGCCCUGACGUGUACGACACCACCACCGACCCGCCCGGCCUCGUCCUGCUCCUUAACUACAUCACAUUUUCCGGGAGUGACAUCAAAGAUAGGCAAGGCGCGGAAUACGACACCAUCAACAUCAAAAGUGUGUUUAAGCAGAUGGGCUACGAGGUGGAGGCUUACGAAGACCUGACGUGGAAGGAUACCAUGUUGAGAAUUAAGGAGUUCAGCACUUCGGGGCGUCUGAAUAAGGCUGGGUGCGCCGUCGUGGUGGUGUCCUCCCACGGCGGCACCGACCCGUCUUCCUUCCUGACUUCGGACGGCGAGCAAGUCAGCGUGAGCCACUUGCAUCAAAGCUUCAAGGACUAUGGCAAAGAUAUCCGGCAAAUGGCCAAGAUUUUCUUCCUCCAGUUCUGCCGUGGCGAUGUCUUGCCCGUGCGUGAGACAGAUUACAGUUUGGAUCGUUCUCCUAAGAAUAUUAUCAGCUUCUACAGCACCUCCGACGGGUUCGUCGCCUACAGGGAUCCUAGGAGGGGCAGCAUUUUCUUGUCAGUGGUGUGUGAAGUGCUGGCCGAGCGAGCCUACAAGAACAACCUUGAUGAUCUGUACCGGCAGGUGCAGCGCAGGUACGUGGACCGAGGGCUGGGCACUACGCCUGAGAUGCAAAACCUUGGAUUUAGCAAGAAAUUCUACUUCAAUCCUCGACCCCGAAAGUGAGUAGCAAGGUCCACCCCACAUUCACUGUGCCAUGGAUGUGAUAAUGUCGCAGCUUUGGUACAAAUACGGAGUCACUCAGUUCUUGUUGUGUACUGUUACACACAGGAUGUCUGUAACCAGUCCUUUGUUCAAAAGUAAAGCUGACAGGAAUACAAGGAAAUAAUUAAGACCCAAUAAGAGAACAGCGCACUCAACAGCAGGGCGAGAUAAGACCAAGGUUUGAGGCAAAGGUCGGCGAGCACGGGGCAUUGAGCAGCCAUUACUGGGCACAGGUGGGGAUGGGUGUUCGCAACAUUGAUACCUAUAAAAGAUAAACUUUUCCAUCCAA